AUGUUUACUCGCGAUCACAUUCACAGCAUAAUUCCCGAACCAGCUGGUCGAGUGCAAAGCCCUGCCAGUGAUGAGAUCAAACAGGCUGAUCAGGGAUCACACGAGCACGAAUCUCAUGAAAACCGUCCGGUCGAAGCUGCCCAUGACGUCGUGGUCGAUCACAAGUCCGACGUCAUUCAGAAACCCGAAGUCACCAACUUUAAGACUGCUCGUGAGGGAAUCGAAAGCUUGAUGAAGUAUAUUCGAAGUCCCAAUGCGUCAGCUUGCGGAAAUCCUGUUCUGGUUGGGGGACCACUUGAUCGCAAAGGCGACGGUGUCUGGACGGUCUGCGCCGAUCGUAUCCUCAGGGAUGGCCAGCCCUGUGUUGUUUAUUCAUUCGGCAUCUGCAACGAUUUUUCCUUCGACGAUGAGAUGAAUUUGAAGGGCUGUGAGGUUCAUUCCUUCGAUCCCUCAAUGGGGGUCGAAUCUUACAGCCGAUCGAAAACCCACUGGUUCCACGACGCCGGUAUCUCUGGUAUUGACGACUCCAAUUACACCGACCAUCGGUCGUCCAUGCUCGGAAAGGGAGUCAAACCCUGGGUUGUGAAGACAAUCCCUUCUUGGAUGUCAACCCUCUCUCACAAUCAUAUUAGUCUUCUCAAAGUCGACGUCGAAUACUGCGAAUGGGAUGCCCUGAACCAGUUGCUGAAGAGUCCCGAUAUUCAGAACAUUGACCAAAUAAUCUUCGAGGUCCACUUCUGGCCUGGACGGCGCUCGAAUCCAGAAGCGGUAUCUGUUUUGGAUGCCGUCCAGUCAUGGAUGGAUGUCUUGAUAACCAUCGAAAAGGCUGGAUUCCAGCAUUUUUCAACCCACGAGAACCCUAUGAGCUCCGGAGAAGUGAUUGAUGAAUAUCAUUAUCCGUGCUGCUUCGAGGUUGGAUAUGUACGAUCCUUCUGAAAAUAAAGCCUCCGAGCCAUCAAAGCCCUUACAAUAGAGAUGAAGAUGUGAUGGAUUGGUUUUGCCACUCAUCAAUAUAUUGAAACCUCAACGAAAC
Polychytrium aggregatum is the source of this 1033-nucleotide messenger RNA. Its product is annotated as methyltransferase domain-containing protein. Lineage: Eukaryota; Fungi; Chytridiomycota; Chytridiomycetes; Polychytriales. The record is from RefSeq and is a predicted model, not a curated record. The transcript is spliced from 4 exons. The coding region runs from base 1 to 936 and encodes 311 amino acids.